AUGGGGCAACGAAUAGAUAUACCAGGGGAAGAAACAAAGAUUCUAGACUUUUGGAGGAGUCAUGAUGCAUUCAAAACGUCCUUGAAACACUCUUCCGGAAAACGUCGGUUCACAUUUUAUGAUGGCCCGCCAUUCGCCACAGGUCUACCACAUUAUGGCCAUCUGUUAGCUGGGACAAUAAAGGAUAUUGUAACACGUUACGCUCAUCAGAGAGGUCAUCAUGUUGAACGAAGGUUUGGAUGGGACUGUCAUGGAUUACCUGUGGAGUACGAAGUUGACAAAGAGCUCGGAAUUACGGGCCCCCACGAUGUUGAAAAAAUGGGAGUAGCCUGCUACAAUGAUAAAUGUCGAGCAAUUGUCAUGCGUUACAGUUCUCAGUGGGAAAAAGUAACAAACCGCCUUGGUCGGUGGAUUGAUUUUGAAAAUGACUACAGGACUAUGUAUCCGUGGUUUAUGGAGUCUGUUUGGUGGGUCUUUAAACAACUGUAUGAUAAGGGUUUGGUGUACCGUGGUCUAAAAGUAAUGCCGUUCUCAACUGCAUGUUCAACUCCUCUUUCAAACUUUGAGGCAGGACAAAACUACAAAGACGUUCAAGACCCUGCUAUUAUUGUUAGCUUCCCAUUGGAUAAUGAUCCUGAAACUUCAAUGAUAGCUUGGACAACAACUCCUUGGACUCUUGUUAGCAACCUUGCUCUGUGCAUGCACCCUGAUAAAGAAUAUGUUAAGAUUUUGGAUACAUCCAAAAAUCGAAAAUUCAUUAUGAUGAAGGCUCGUCUUACAUCAGUAUAUAAGCAAGAAAAUGAAUACAAAGUAUUAGAUACCUUCAAAGGAAGAUCCAUGGAAGGCCUAACAUAUCAACCACCAUUCAGUUACUUUAUACAUCUUAAAAAGGAACGAGGUGCAUUUCGUAUUUUAUGUGAUACCUAUGUAACAGAAGAUGUUGGUACUGGUGUUGUACACCAAGCUCCUUACUUUGGUGAGGAUGAUUUUCGUGUGUGUCUGAAAAACGGUAUUGUUGGGAAAGAUACACCGAUGAUUUGUCCUGUAAAUCCAAACGGUCGAUUCACUGAUGAAAUUAAAGAUUUUGCUGGGAUGUAUGUAAAAGAUGCUGAUAAGCUUAUUUGUCAGAAUUUGAAAAAAAAUGGCCGUUUAGUACAUCAAAGUACAAUUACUCACAGUUAUCCAUUUUGUUGGAGGUCAGAUACUCCAUUAAUAUACAAAGCUGUUCCUACUUGGUUUAUUCGUGUUGAACAAAUGAUUGAUCGACUGUUGGCUAACAAUGCAAAAUGUCUAUGGGUACCGGAUUUUGUACGUGAAGGUAGAUUUGCUAAUUGGCUACGUGAUGCACGUGAUUGGGCUGUGUCUAGAAAUCGUUUCUGGGGUACACCAAUACCAAUAUGGACAAGUGAUGAUAUGGAAGAAGUAGUUUGUGUUGGUUCUAUUGAAGAAUUGAAACUAUUAUCUGGUAUAGAGGUUACGGAUUUACACAAAGAAUUUGUUGACCCAAUCACUAUUCCAUCGUCAACUGGACGAGGUGUUUUACAUCGUGUUUCUGAAGUAUUUGACUGUUGGUUUGAAUCAGGAUCCAUGCCGUAUGCCCAGAUACAUUAUCCAUUUGAGAAUACAACUGUAUUUCAAGAAGGUUUCCCAGCAGAUUUCAUCGCUGAAGUUUUAGCCGCCGAUGGACAGAAGAUGAGUAAACGUGCCAAAAACUAUCCAGAUCCAGUUGGAGUUAUAGAAAAACACGGUGCAGAUCCACUACGAUUAUAUUUAAUAAAUUCACCGGUGGUUCGAGCACAAAAUCUACGAUUCAGUGAAUCUGGUGUACAUGAGAUUGUAAAAGAUGUAUUUCUACCAUGGUGUAAUGCAUUACGAUUUUUAAUUGAGUCAUCAAUCUUACCAUAUCAAAAAAUAACUCAUCAAUUAUUCAUUGUGAAAUCAGAUGAAUUUCCUUUGACAAAUAAUUUUAUGGAUCGUUGGAUUUUAUCAUUUACUCAAAGUCUAAUAUUGUUUGUACAUGAAGAACUUUCAGGUUAUCGUUUGUAUACAGUGGUGCCGCGUUUAGUAAAAUUUAUUGAUCACCUUGUUAAUUGGUAUGUACGGAUGAAUCGUAAACGCUUAAAAGGAGAUGUUGUUGAAGAUCAAAAUGAUUGGAAAGCAGCUUUGCAUACCCUAUUGAAAGUGAUUUAUCAGAUUACAUGUUUAAUGUCACCUUUCACUCCAUUUAUAACUGAAUUUAUCUAUCAACAUAUCAAGGGUUAUCUUGAUUAUACUGAUAAUUUGAAAGAUCAUAGUUCUCUUCUUCCUGGUUAUUCAUCUGAAACUGGUGCUCCCGAUUCCAUUCAUUACAUACAAGCCCCUGAACCAAAAUUAGAAUUGAUCUCAAAUGAAAUAGAAGAUAUUGUCUAUUGGAUGCAAUCUACCGUGGAAUUAGGUCGUAUAAUACGUACUCGUUGUAAUCUUCCAUUGAAAGCACCACUACGUGAAGCUAUUGUUAUUCAUUCAGAUCCGAAUAUUUUGAAAAAUAUCAAAUCUGCACAAACAUAUAUCAUUGAAGAAUUGAACGUUCGUGUUCUCACUACAACUAGUGAUAAACAUCGUUAUGGUGUUCAACUUCGUGGUGUAUUAAAUCAUAAAACAUUAGGUGCACGACUUAAAAAUGAUUAUAAAUCUGUUGUGAACAAGGUAAAAGAUAUGUCAACUGAAGAAUUGGAACAAUUUGUCAAUACUGGUCACAUAGUUGUUUGUGGGCAUGAAUUAUCCGGUGAUGACUUAUCAGUAGUAUAUUCGACUGGUAUUAGUAGUAGCAGUGGGUGUAGUGAUACUCAAUCAUCUACAUCUGGAUUAAAACGUAAAUCUGAAAAAUCAUCAUCCCCCACAUUGGACGGAAAUAGUCAAGUAAACUCAUCCAAAUAUGAAACAGCUUCAGAUGCUAAAGGUCUAUUGGUAAUAUUGGAUAUAACUCCAGAUGUUGAACUGGAAAAUGAACGUUUAGCUAGAGAACUUGUUAAUCGUAUACAACGAACACGUAAAAAGGCUGAAUUAAUUCCGGAAAAUCCAAUUGUUAUUUUAGCAAUUACUGAUUUAGACUCUUAUUACAAUAUUGCUGGACCACAUGGAAAUUAUUUAAAUUUUAUUCAAUCAACUAUUAAACAACCUUUCACUGUUAUGAAACAAUCAACAAUCAAUAAUAUUAAUCUUGUAGAUAUUAUGCAAUGUGCUAAAUCUAUUCUACCUGAUGGUUGGGAAUUAACUACUGAAGUGAUACGUGAUACAGUUUCAAUUCCACCGGAUAAUAUUGAUCUGAUUAUAUUUUCAAGACAGCCAAUACAUGAUUCUUCUGAUCAUCAUAUUAAAAUUAAUAUUAAUAUGAAUUCAGUUGAAAUAAAAAAGCGACCAGUAUUUGUUAAUGUUAUAAAUUAUACUAAUCAUGCACAAACUAUUAAAGUACAAUUAUGUGAUUCAAAUAAUCAAUGGUUUGUCCAUAGUGUAGACGAUUUACUACGAAAGGUGAAAUGUGCUUUUGGUUGGUCGACUAAUAUCAAUUUACAAUUGUACACUGCAUUAAAUACUGAUAAUAUAAAUGAUUUAAAACCAUUUGUACAUGUUCCAGCUAAUCAAUUGAUUAAUUUGGACGGAAUCACUUUGUAUGCUUCGGUUUAA
Molecule: messenger RNA, 3663 nt
Organism: Schistosoma mattheei
Lineage: Eukaryota; Metazoa; Platyhelminthes; Trematoda; Strigeidida; Schistosomatidae
Source: the annotation of a GenBank genome assembly